UAAAUGGUCACGCUACGGUCACACUGUGCGAACGCAACGGAAAAGGCACAAAAUCACAAAUAACGACAGCUGAUACUUCUAAAAAUAAUAUAAGGAAUUAAGCAGUAGUUAAUCUAAUUAACGGGGCUUAAUUAUUUUGUGCUGAAAAAAAGUGUUACAUAAAUGAAUGUGGCGUGCGGAAGUCACUAUUUUGACUCUGUUAUUGAUGCUUUCCAAUCCGUAAACCUGUUUUGGAUGCCGUGAACUCAUCUAUUUAUAUUAACCUUGUGACGUCCAUAGCCAAAAGUAUUAAUCAUAGAUAAUUACCGGACGGAAAAAUGGUUACAACAACGGCGAUUGCGGAUCUGUGCAUCUUCCUGGUGACCUGGAACGUGGGCACCCACUCACCGAGGAACCAGGAGCUGGGUUCCCUUUUGUCCCUCAAUGGGACCACCAACUGUCCGGAUAACCAGCUCCCCGAUAUCUAUGUGAUCGGCUUCCAGGAGGUGAGCACGACGAACCUGAAGAUUUUCCAGGACGAUCCGUGGGUGCUCAAGAUCGCCAGCACCCUGCAGGAUCAUCAAUUUGUCAAGAUAGACUCGAAGCAGCUGCAGGGCAUCCUCAUAACGAUGUUCGCGCAGCACAAGCACAUUCCUCACAUGCAGAGUAUCGAGUCGGCAGCCACGCGCACGGGAUUGGGCGGUCUGUGGGGCAACAAGGGAGCCGUGAGCAUCCGGCUCUCCCUCUACGGAACUGGCGUCGUCUUCGUCUGCUCCCAUCUGGCGGCACACGACGAGAAGCUGAAGGAACGCAUCGAGGACUACAACCAGAUAGUGGACAAUCACAAGUACAGUACUCAGAGAUACCACAGCAUCUUCGACCACGAUGUCGUCUUCUGGUUCGGUGAUCUCAACUUCCGCCUGUCCGGGGAUAUGACCGCCUGGGAUGUGCGCACGGAUGUGGAGAACAUGCGUUAUGCGGAGCUGCUCGAGCUGGACCAGUUGAACAUGUUAAGGGCGAAGGGCAACGCUUUCAGCCUGCUGGAGGAGCAGCAGCCCACUUUUGCGCCCACUUUCAAGUUUAACGAGGGCACCAAUGAGUACAACUUGAAGCGACGACCGGCCUGGUGUGAUAGGAUCCUGCAUCGCGUGCAGAACAACGAUUACAAGGGAAUUACCCUGAGUGCCAAACAGUUGUCUUAUCAGUCCCACAUGGAAUAUAUGCUCUCUGACCACAAACCCGUAUCGGCCACGUUCAACUAUUUGGUGGAUGUCGUUAACCAGACGAUUACCGAUGAGGAACUCCACGAAAUGACGCACGGAGCUGCUUCUACUCCAACCACUUCAAAUGUUAGUUUCACCUUCGCUUUUGUUGUGAUUGUAGCUGUGUCGUUUACUCAACUUUAAUUUCGCUUCUUUUGUAGUUAUUUAAUGCUGAGCUAGAGCAAUGGUAGCGCCGCCAUGACGUCAUUUAAUUGUAAAUCUUUUAAACUUUUUGCAUGCGUAAAGAUAAGAUCUUGGGUCACAUAAUAAUAAUAAUAAUAAAUCUACAGAUUUAUUAAAAGACUUCCCGCGAAACGAAAAUAAUAUCAUGUACAUUGUGAUGGAAUCUCUGCUAAUUAAGCAAUAAUCAAGCAAUUCUCAAGUGAUUUAAACAUAUACAUACUUAGCUUUCAAGUAUCUAAACAUAUACGUAGGUUCAGUCAAUUAAGAUGAGAUUCUGUUAAAGUUGAUUUUUAUUGUAUUAAAGAAAUGUAUUUUUGUACAAAAACCUGUUGAUCGAAUAAAGAAAUCUGUUACCACUCAAUAUGAA
This is a messenger RNA of Drosophila rhopaloa, 1791 nucleotides long. RefSeq names its product inositol polyphosphate 5-phosphatase K. Gene Ontology annotation, molecular function: phosphatidylinositol-4,5-bisphosphate 5-phosphatase activity. NCBI's taxonomy places the organism in Eukaryota, Metazoa, Arthropoda, Insecta, Diptera, Drosophilidae. Gene Ontology annotation, cellular component: plasma membrane; ruffle; cytoplasm. Gene Ontology annotation, biological process: phosphatidylinositol dephosphorylation. Bases 318 to 1385 code for a protein of 355 amino acids. The transcript has 2 exons. The record is from RefSeq and is a predicted model, not a curated record.